UAAAAAUGCAAUAUCUUGAGUUCCUACCUAGCUGGUAUUGUUUCGGUGUAACAGCUGGUAAAUUUUGAAUUAAAUGACUUCAAUUUACUAAUUUAUAACGUACUGUUGUAUGAGAAAUAGGACAGUGUACAGAGAGUGAGCUAGUUGGAUGAGUCAGAGUAAAUUCGAGGAAUAGCUUGAGGAAUGAAAGAAUUAAAGUAGGCCACUUAAACAUGACGUUUUUAUAUCGUUUAUAAAUUUAGUAUCAAGCUAGACCAUAAAUACAUUACUGAGACAGUUACCCAGUGUACAAAUUACUAAAUACGUCGUUUUGAUUGAACCUGCCAAUAUUUCAUACAACAAAUACUUACAAAUGUUGAAGUGUUCAUUUUCUAAAAGUGUCACAGUAGAUGGAUUAUUCAAGGAAUAUUGGCUUAAGCAGUUUCAAAUUCAACAUGUUGCAAAGAAUACGGUCUAUGAAUGGAACAGCAAAACAAAUAUGGUAUGCACUCAUAACAUUACUGAUUUACGUUUCGAUGGGAGUCAAUCGUAACUAUGUGGCAUUUCUAAGUCAUCAAUUGGAUCAAUCGGACUCCAAAAUACGUCUGAGUAAUAAUGAGAAAACAUGGAUAGGUUCCAGUGGUACAAUGCUGGCGCCUUUUGGAUGUUUAGCAUCAGGAUUUUUAAUGGAUGUGAUUGGAAGAAGAUCCUGUCUCUUAAUCAUGUUUAUUCCACUAGUAAUUUCAUGGGCUAUGAUAAGCAUGGCUUCGUCUUACGAAAUGAUUUUUGUAGCCAUGAUAAUCAGUAGUGGAGCUUUAGGAAUAGGUGGAUCGAUUAUCCCAUACAUUUCAGAAAUAUCAACAACGAAGUACAGAGGUGUGCUGCUCUCUUUGGUCGAUGUAACUUUAAAUUUUGGUGUAAUAAUAUGCAGUUUUUUAAUGUAUUUCCUAAAAUGGAACAUCGUCGCUAUAAUUUUCACUGUAAUGUGCUCAAUUAGUCUAUUAAUAACAUUUAUUCUACCCGAAUCUCCAGUUUGGUUAUACUCAAAAGGUAAAAAAGAUCAAGCUAUAAAGGUACUCGUUGCUUUAAGGUCUAAAAGCCGAGACGAGUUGGAAGACGAGAUCAAAGAUAUGGAACUUGCUCUAGAAGCAAUCGAUACGAAAAGAGGAGGAAUGGUGAAGAAGUGUUUUCUAGCCUGGAGGCAAUUUUUAAUCGCCAAUUUACUUUUUUUCUUGAUCACUCUAGCCGGGCCUUCGAUUUUCUUAUCUUAUACUGUUCUCAUCAUCGAUGAAUUAAAAACCCCUUACAAUGGAUCGGCGUUAGCGGUGAUUUACUCCUUAGCUGGAUUUUGUGGUAGUUUUCUGACGCCAUUUUUCAUGCAUAAUCUUAAACGAAAAGUGGCUUUGAUUGUUUCUGCAGGUGGAAUGACCAUUAGUAUGAUGGGGGUUUCUUUGUAUGAUUUUUUUUUCUUGGAAAGCGAAUACAAGCCGUGUGUUUGGAUUGUACCUGUUUUGUUGUGUCUUUAUAAUCUUCUAGAUAACAUGGCAGUUUUCCCUUUAUCAUUUGUUAUUGGAGGAGAAAUUUUUCCUUUGGAGGUCAGAGGUACGUUGCAAGGACUUUUUGGUUUUGUAGGUUGGAUUGCUUGGGCCGUGAGUUUGAAGUAUUAUCCCAAUGUUAUGUUUAGUUUUGGUGUUACUUAGAACGAUGUUGUGGUGUUUUACGGUGGCUUGUGCGUUGCUAGUCGUGUUUGGAAUUUUUAUUUUACCAGAAACGUAUGGUAAGACUUUGAACGAAGUGCAAGAAGAGUAUUUUAGUAAAAAGAAAAUCGAAGAAUGAUUGCAGGAUUUAGAGCCGAAUUUAUAUGAACGUUUCUAAUUUUCGCGUAAGUUAUUAAGUAAUACUCAUUGCUCAAGAUAGGUAUAAUAGAAAUUUGAAAAAAAAAUGAAUUAGGUACACAACGUAUUUUUUUUCGCAAUAAUUUCUUGCUUCCUACAUCAGUAUUACCAGUAUUUUACCUAACCAAGAGAAAAAGGCUGUGUAGUUUUGCAAAAUUUUCUAUUUUUGAUGCUUUAAGGCAUUGUUGUUAGUAUAGGUAGGUACUUCGAAUGAAUUACAAAUGUGAAUAAAUAAUCAUGUGUAACAAUAAAUAUUUAUACCAUCUGACGAGAGGUACCAAGCUAUACAAUAUUUUUGUAUUAUGAAUUUUCACCGCAAUCAUCCAGUAGGUACCUAGGUAAAAAUGAUUUAUUGGGAAUGAAAACUUGAUAAAUUACGAUUUGAAACGAUGGAUACCUAGCAGAUAACUCUGGCAGGUAGAUACCUACAUAAAUCAUGAGCUUCAACAAUUAGAAAAAAAUUGAUCAAUUUUUAGGUAAAAAAAAUGAAUUUAAUCACAAAAAUGAUCAAUGUUCGAAUUAUAUUACAAAACCAAUUAAGCAUAAAGUAAAUUAUAUAUUUUCUAAAAAAUGUUAUGUACCUAGACCUACCUGUUAAGAAAAUUAUGGGUAAAAUAUUUUUCUGUGAAACGACUGACGAGAGAUGACUUUUGAGAUUUUUCAAACUAAAGAUGCUGAAAUUUUGCAAGAAAUUCAAACACUUCAAAAAAAGUACUUUUUGAACAUUUUUCAAGAGUUUUAAGUCGAAAAUUGUGCCAUGAUUUUUGAAAAAAAAGUCAUGCAACAUAUCUGUGGGUAAUUCUCAAAAAAAAGGUCAAUUUUGAUGUGCAUAAUUUUGAAAAAUAAAAAUCAUUUUUUUGGAAAAUUUCAAGUGGGAAUCAUUUGUAUAGGUGUCCCAGAUCCCUGUUCUAGUGUUGGCCUCAAUUCAAUUCCCUCCCACUGUGGACCCCGGCCCCCCCCAAAACAGCGAUAAUUAGGAUUCGACCCUCAUCGAUGUGUAAUAUGUCGAUUGAUAUGUUUUCGAGGUCGUAGAAUUCGAAUCUGGAGUUAUUUUUUAUGUAGAGGUGGAGGGUGAGGCGUGGGGAGGGGGAAAAUGUCAAAUUUUGCUUAUAUUAUCGUGUAAUAUGUCGAUUCAUGUUUUUCAGGCCGCAAAGUUCGAAUCUGGACUUAUUUUUUUGGUAGGGGUAGAGAUGCGGUGUGGGGAGGGAGAAAAUGUCAAAUUUUGCUUGUAUUAUCGUAUAAUAUGUCGACUAGCGCGAUAAAAGUACAGCUGUGUACCGGUAGGGGAUGCGCCCGCAGCUUCCACCUAGAGGGAAGUUGUGUUCCUGUCGGAGUGGCAGCACUGCUUACGAGUAGUGCACUCUAUCGAAGUAGUUCGAGAUGCGCCACUCCGAGCUUCGAGCUUUGAAAGCUCGCUAGGUAUAUUUUCACUGGUGCUAGCGUAAGGUAGCAAGUUCAGAGCUUCCGCUUGUAGUCGAUACUACAAGUGUAUUUUAUUCAAUAAUGUGUAGUGUGUUUUAUUAUAAGUCUUCGCGUGUGUUAUACCAGAGAAGUGAAUAAAACAUUACGAACAUUUA
Messenger RNA from Planococcus citri (citrus mealybug), 3451 nucleotides. Its product is annotated as facilitated trehalose transporter Tret1-like. The transcript is spliced from 5 exons. Gene Ontology annotation, molecular function: transmembrane transporter activity. The record is from RefSeq and is a predicted model, not a curated record. Bases 390 to 1679 code for a protein of 429 amino acids. Gene Ontology annotation, biological process: transmembrane transport. NCBI's taxonomy places the organism in Eukaryota, Metazoa, Arthropoda, Insecta, Hemiptera, Pseudococcidae. Gene Ontology annotation, cellular component: membrane.